CCGUCACUGCGGGCCCCGGGGCGCGCGCGAAGCACCUACCCGUGGCGGGAAAAGCGCCGGGCAGAGGGAGGUCAGGGCCCGCCCCGCUGCCGGCCCGCGCCGCCGCGGAGAGGGACUGCCCAAGCUCGGCGCUAAAUUUGAAAACAAAACCCGAGCACAGGCGGGUCCAGGAAACGAAACCAAACCCGUCCCGCGAGCCGCCUCGCGGGCGCGGCCGGUCCCUCCGCGCGCCGCGCCACCGGAGACGGACGCUCCAAGAUCUCGCCAUCUUCGGCGGGAGGAAGAGAAGGGCGGCAUGGCCUCGGACGUGGACUGCGGGGACCCGGCCGGUGUCCGGCAGCACGUGUUCCUGCUCCCAGACUAUUUUAAAGAUGCUUCAAAGAAAAUGAAAAGUGGCCUUAUGUUUGUAAAAUUGAUUAACCCAUGUUCAGGGGAAGGAGCCCUUUACUUGUUCAAUAUGUGUCUACAGCAGCUGUUUGAAAUCAAAGUUUUCAAGGAAAAACAUCAUUCUUGGUUUAUAAAUCAGUCAGUUCAAUCAGGAGGCCUUCUUCACUUUGCUACCCCUAUGGACCCUCUAUUUCUGCUCCUCCACUACCUCAUAAAGGCUGACAAACAAGGCAAAUUUCAGCCCCUAGAUCAAGUUGUCGUUGAUGAUAUAUUUCCAAAUUGCAUCUUGUUGCUAAAACUGCCAGAACUUGAGAAGUCACUUCACCAUGUGACAGAGGAAAAAGAAAUAGACAAGAAGAAAUAUUACAAGUACAGUGAAGAAAAGACAUUAAAGUGGCUGGAGAAAAAGGUUCAUCAAACUGUGGCAGCUUUGAAAGCCAAUAAUGUCAUUGUUGGUGCCCGGGUCCAGUCAGCUCUAUUCUCUGGUGACCAAGCUUCUAAUGACAAAGAAGAGGAUUAUGUUCGUUAUGCCCACGGUCUGAUCUCUGAUUAUAUCCCUAAAGAAUUAAGUGAUGGAUUAUCUAAACAUUUGAAGCUUCCAGAGCCUUCAGCUCCAUUGCCAAACCCUCCAUCAAAGAAACCAAAGUUAUCAGAUGAGACUGUAGAAGCAAAAGAAGAUUACACUAAGUUUAACAUUAAAGAUUUGAAGACUGAAAAGAAAAGUAACAAAAUGACUGCAGCUCAGAAGGCUCUGGCUAAAGUUGACAAGAGUGGAAUGAAAAGUAUCGAAGCCUUUUUUGGGGCAAAAAGUAAAAAAAAAAAUGGGAAAAUUUGAAACUUUGGAAAUAAAAUCUAAUAAAGCAAAACCAAAUGUUUGCUUCAUACAUGUUCCAUUUUCAUUCUUCCUCCAUGCUGUACUUCCUGAUCUUUAAUCACUACUUUGGCAGGGAGAAAUUUUUCUCCUUCAGCUUUGCUUUGGACUUAAAUUUAGUACUUCUGAACAAAAUAUGGGAAACUGAUUGUAUAGCUUCAGGAUGGUGGCCUUUGCUGUCUUUGCCAGAACGCAAAGCAAUCAUGUGAAUUGAGAUCACAUCAAGACUUGAGGUGUCCUCCUAAACUGGACAUUUGAAGGGAUGGCUUGCUAGCUUAUGCGCCUUUGCAUAAGCCUUUACAAACAUGGUUUUUCAGAGUACUGAAAGAAAUGGAAAACAAAACUGUAAUUUUACUAAGCUUAUAUUUCUAAGUAUUUUUUGUUUUUGUAAAUAUAUUUUUCAGAGAAUAGAGAAAAGAAUAAAACAAAAAUUGUAAGUAAAACAAAUUGUAAUCUCCUACCUUUUUCAAUGCCCAGAGAUAAUUUGGUAUAUUUUCUUACCA
Molecule: messenger RNA, 1761 nt
Organism: Perognathus longimembris pacificus (Pacific pocket mouse)
Lineage: Eukaryota; Metazoa; Chordata; Mammalia; Rodentia; Heteromyidae
Gene: Rnaseh2b
Product: ribonuclease H2 subunit B
Exons: 11
Coding region: 296-1222 (308 amino acids)
Biological process (GO): ribonucleotide metabolic process; RNA catabolic process
Cellular component (GO): ribonuclease H2 complex; nucleoplasm
Source: RefSeq, a predicted model, not a curated record